Messenger RNA from Thermochaetoides thermophila DSM 1495, 921 nucleotides. RefSeq lists its product as uncharacterized. The transcript has a single exon. The coding region runs from base 1 to 921 and encodes 306 amino acids. Lineage: Eukaryota; Fungi; Ascomycota; Sordariomycetes; Sordariales; Chaetomiaceae. The record is from RefSeq and is a predicted model, not a curated record.
AUGAGUCGGAGGCAUAUGAACCGUUUUACAAUCGAACAGGUCCUAGAUAUUGCAGAGGUUAUCCAUUCGAGGGGCUCUCGCAAGGUGUGGCGCAUAGGAGAUUACAUCCUUAAGCAAACCCCAUACGAAGGUGUCAACAAUGAAGUGGCAACUUUGCGGUUUGUCCAGCAGCACACUACCAUCCCCGUCCCCGUUGUCUACGACGAGUGGCUGUCCCCUGACCGUCGCUUCCAUUACAUUCUUGAGUCUCGCAUCCCAGGCAAAAGUCUCAAGCAAUGCUGGGGGGUAUUGUCACGUAAAGGGCGAGAAAGAAUCGCUCGGACGGUUUUGAAAUACAUGCAGGAGCUGUCGCAGUUCCGCUCUGACAGGCUAGAAUCCAUUUCCAGCAACAAGCUUCGCUUAAACAACUUUGUUCCAAAACCGUAUAAGGUCUUAUUGAACAUCUGGAGGACUGAUAACGACAUUUUUGACAACGAGUACCGUCCUGCUCUUCUUUCUUCGGGCGUCGACGACGGGGUCAUUUUGGUCCUCAAAAACACCAUGCCUCCAUGUCAGGGUCAGUAUACGCUGACGCAUGGCGAUCUCUUCACGGGAAACAUCAUUGUCGAUCCAGUCAAGGAACAAGUGACUGGUAUCAUUGACUGGGAGAGUGCCGGAUUCUGGCCCGCAUGGUUUCAAUAUGCGCGCAUCACGCUUGGUGCCGGUGGCUGGGAUGACGAGUGGAAAGCACUGCUCAGCCGGGCGAUGAAGGCUACUCAUUUACCUCCUCAUUCGAAGCACGGCCGCAUCUGGUGGGACGCAGUGUACGAGCUACUUGAUCACCCUGGAAGCUCCCUAGCUCGGGAGUGGAUCAAGGAGAUUAUACGUUAUUUGGCUGGAGAGAACGUUUCACUUAAUAACUAUGACGGGUUUGGCCUGUAA